This is a messenger RNA of Mercenaria mercenaria, 1132 nucleotides long. RefSeq lists its product as uncharacterized. The record is from RefSeq and is a predicted model, not a curated record. The transcript is spliced from 4 exons. Bases 104 to 796 code for a protein of 230 amino acids. Lineage: Eukaryota; Metazoa; Mollusca; Bivalvia; Venerida; Veneridae.
GGUAGGUAGAUGAAAGACAGCAGUUGGAGUGAUGCCAAUGUUUAAUGCGACUGUCGGUUUGUUCUCAUUAAACGUCUUGGAUAGUUGUGUGUAAAGAACAAAUAUGGAUUUCUUUAUUUUUAAUUUACUUCUGCUGCUGUUUACAUAUCAAUUCCAGGGUGUGUUAGCAGAGCAUCACAGACGAGACGAUGAUGAUGGUUAUGACGACAGCAAAGAUGAUCAGAAUGACCUGAGUGAUCACUGUAUACAUAUUCGGAUCGACCAUGACACCAGAUACACGGACUAUUUGAUCUGUCCGUUCGGCUGCUGUGGAACUCUCGACGACCAGAAAUGUUGCGAGGAUCCAGAGAAGGCAAAGCAGCAGGAGGGACAUGGAAAUGUGCACCUAGUCCGCGGAUUGUUGAUCUUCGCCGGAGUAAUGCUUGUUGUCGCCCUGUCCUGUUGUGUGUUUGGCAUCUACAAACACAAGAAAGCUAAGCUGAGGAAGACUGCACCAGGAGGCAGCACUGAAACUAGAAGAAGAACGCCUAUCGAGAGAACUGCCCCGUACGCAGUCUUCUACACACCAAUAAGUGGUAUGAGACCCGGGGAUGACUCAAAGGACCGACCUAAGCCCCACAACAAACCAGAGCGGACUGCACCCACCAGUGACAGGACUUCUCCUCCUAGAUACACAGUAAAGGCUGACAUGGAUCCCGAACUUCCGCCUUAUCCAAGUCAAGGCCCGCCGCCCCCGUAUUCGUUCGGCUUGGUGUCCGCUGCACCCCCGUCCACUGAACUUCGUAUCGACAAUUAACAUAGAGAUACAAGUGCUCUUAUGUAUUUGCUUCUUGUCCUGAUUAUUUCUAAACUAUUAAUGCAACUGUGUGGUUUCAGAUGAAUUUGUGUCUACCUAUGAGACUAUAGCUAAAUUUGACUCAGAAUGGCUUGUUGACACUGUAUAUAGCAGUUGCUGGCGACUGUCAAAUAUACCCAGGUUUUCUGUUAAGAUAAGAGGACUGCAAUAUUGUUUCAGAUGAUAAAUUAUGCAUUUUUUUUUAAAAAAAACUACUUAACAAAAUGUAUGUGUAAAGCUUUUUUGUCUAUCGUUUCAGCUUCUUUGAUACAUUUCUUUAAAAAACAAUGAAAAACA